Pelobates cultripes (western spadefoot toad) is the source of this 17487-nucleotide messenger RNA. NCBI's taxonomy places the organism in Eukaryota, Metazoa, Chordata, Amphibia, Anura, Pelobatidae. The record is from the annotation of a GenBank genome assembly.
AAUCUGUUGGCGCUAUAUAAAUGGCGAUAAUAAUAGUAAUAAAUAUGUUGCUUUAUUACAAACAGGGUCAUUCUGUCUUUGUAAAAAUGAAUACCACUGAGUGAUAAUAUAUUCUAAUCAGUUUGCAAUCCUGUUACAAUAUAUGCGUUUUGUGAUUAAGUGCUGGAUCCCCUUAGGGAGAAAGGGUUUAAGUAGAAAACAAAACAAAACAUUUAUUGUUAUCAUUGUGUGCAACAAAUAAGCUCAGUGCAACACUGAUUUUAGAGCCCCUUUUAUAGUUUAUUUGUAAUGUUGCAGUUUUAGCAUAUUCUGAUACUUUUUGUAACAAUAUUACUGUUACACAUCAUUCUUAUCAAAUCUUGCCAGAUAUUUAAAUAACACUUACCCCCAGGACCUUAAUCUCAAUAAUAUUUAUAGCUGCUAAUACUAGUUUUCCUGGCAGGUUGUUGAAUACAAACAUAAAGAGCAUGUCCUAACAGAAUAAUCUCUUGGCUGGCUGUUUAAAUCCACAUUUCCAGCUAAACAGGGUAACAGCCAAUAAUCGAGGAAGAAAUAAAAAUAUAUUAGAACAGAAAUGGUUCUGCCUGGCAACAGUGAUGGCAUCCGCAAGAAAUCUUCUUAUUGGAGGAGAGGUUAUGGCUCAGCCUGUACUCUCUGGGUUUCAUGACAUUUUGGAGCUGCUGUUACUCUGAAAAGGAAGAAAAGUAUUAAAAGUAUUCUCUUUUGGUAUUUGCCAACCUCAGAGCUGGAACUUGAAUCUGAAGGAUUAUAUGUACUGGGGCUGGCUAGCAUACACUCACAUAUGGCCCUGUAUGAUAACUAAAUGAAAAUGAAAGCUGUACAUUUGUGCUUGUGACACAGUUUCACCUGGAGUGAAUACAUCCUGGAAUAUGAGUGCUGACAGUAUACACCAAUGAAUUGCAUUGGAUAACAGGUAAGCUCAAGCUGUGCUCCUGGGGAAUAGCUCCAUGGAUGCAACGAUGUAACCGCUGAUUAUAUGCCCAGUUACCAUUAGACAGUGUCAGGGCAAUAAGGGGGCUCAGAGAGUAGUACAAAUAGUGCAAUGUCUGAGCCACAAGGUAGAUUCUGUAGGUUCUGGGCAAUGUGGGGGCUCAGAGAGUAGUACAAAUAGUGUAAUAUCUGAGCCACAAGGCAGAUUCUAUAGGUUCUGGGCAAUGAGGGGGCUCAGAGAAUUGUACAAACAGUAUAUCUGAGCCACAAGGCAGAUUCUAUAGGUUCUGGGCAAUGAGGGGGCUCAGAGAGUAGUACACACAGUGCAAUAUCUGAGCCACAAGGCAGAUUCUAUAGGUUCUGGGCAAUUAGGGGGCUCAGAGAGUAGUACAAACAGUCCAAUAUCUGAGCCACAAGGCAGAUUCUAUAGGUUCUGGGCAAUGAGGGGGAUCAGAGAAUUUUACAAAUAGUGUAAUAUCUGAGCCACAAGGCAGAUUCUAUAGGUUCUGGGCAAUGAGGGGGCUCAGAGAGUAGUACAAAUAGUGUAAUAUCUGAGCCACAAGGCAGAUUCUAUAGGUUCUGGGCAAUGAGGGGGCUCAGAGAGUAGUACAAAUAGUGUAAUAUCUGAGCCACAAGGCAGAUUCUAUAGGUUCUGGGCAAUGUGGGGGCUCGGGGAGUAGUACAAAUAGUGUAAUAUCUGAGCCACAAGGCAGAUUCUAUAGGUUCUGGGCAAUGAGGGAGCUCAGAGAGUAGUACAAAUAGUGUAAUAUCUGAGCCACAAGGCAGAUUCUAUAGGUUCUGGGCAAUGAGGGGGAUCAGAGAAUUUUACAAAUAGUGUAAUAUCUGAGCCACAAGGCAGAUUCUAUAGGUUCUGGACAAUGAGGGGGCUCAGAGAGUAGUACAAAUAGUGUAAUAUCUGAGCCACAAGGCAGAUUCUAUAGGUUCUGGACAAUGAGGGGGCUCAGAGAGUAGUACACACAGUGCAAUAUCUGAGCCACAUGGCAGAUUCUAUAGGUUCUGGGCAAUGUGGGGGCUCGGGGAGUAGUACAAACAGUGUAAUAUCUUAGCCACAAGGUAGAUUCUAUAGGUUCUGGGCAAUGAGGGGGCUCAGAGAAUUUUACAAAUAGUGUAAUAUCUGAGCCACAAGGCAGAUUCUAUAGGUUCUGGACAAUGAGGGGGCUCAGAGAGUAGUACAAAUAGUGCAAUAUCUGAGCCACAAGGCAGAUUCUAUAGGUUCUGGGCAAUGUGGGGGCUCAGAGAGUAGUACAAAUAGUGCAAUAUCUGAGCCACAAGGCAGAUUCUAUAGGUUCUGGGCAAUGUGGGGGCUCAGAGAGUAGUACAAAUAGUGUAAUAUCUGAGCCACAAGGCAGAUUCUAUAGGUUCUGGACAAUGAGGGGGCUCAGAGAGUAGUACACACAGUGCAAUAUCUGAGCCACAUGGCAGAUUCUAUAGGUUCUGGGCAAUGUGGGGGCUCGGGGAGUAGUACAAACAGUGUAAUAUCUUAGCCACAAGGUAGAUUCUAUAGGUUCUGGGCAAUGAGGGGGCUCAGAGAAUUUUACAAAUAGUGUAAUAUCUGAGCCACAAGGCAGAUUCUAUAGGUUCUGGACAAUGAGGGGGCUCAGAGAGUAGUACAAAUAGUGCAAUAUCUGAGCCACAAGGCAGAUUCUAUAGGUUCUGGACAAUGAGGGGAAUCAGAGAAUAGUACAUAUAGUGUAAUAUCUGAGCCACAAGGCAGAUUCUAUAGGUUCUGGCAAGGUCAGUACAGCCUAUUAGCCUUCCGGAUACCUUUAGUGUGGGUAGUGGUAAUCUAAUUCUGGGUUAGUAGAAGCAAUAAUAAUUUAAGUAAAAACAAACAAACAAAAAAAGGUAUAUUUAGUUGUGUGUUACCUUGUAUUUAUUACUGGUAUAUAUAUAUAUAUAUAUAUAUAUAUAUAUAUAUAUAUGUUGGUGUAUAUUUCCUGGUGUGUUAUUAAUUAUUAUUAGUAGUAGUAGUAUUGAUAUAGUGCCACCUUAUUACUCUUUACAAUAUUAUUACUUAGUUUUUUAUUGCUGAUAUAUAUAUAUAUAUAUAUAUAUAUAUAUAUAUAUAUAUAUAUACUUCUAUAUAUUUCCUAGUUUAUUACUUUGUAUUUAAUAGAGUAGCAGGUGUUUGUCUACAAGCAAAGCAUACAUUAAAUAAAAGUCUUAUAAUUAUGCCCUUACUCUGAUUGUGCAACAGGAGGAAGAAUAAUGACUGAUAAAUACUAGGACACUACAGAGAUCCAUGGACUAAGACUGCACAAAGAUCUAGGGCUUCCGCAGUGUACACUAGGAGGACUGGACAUAGAUCUCAAUAUCAUAGCUUUACCAGAUCUGAGCAACUCUAAUACUCAACAUGUGGUGCUUCUCUGCAAUCUGGCUUCUUCCCCUGAUGGUUGUGCAGGCUCAGGAUGGUAAAUAUAAUGUGUAUUAUAAUUAAAAUAUUGGAAAUGUAUAUAUUACUAAAUCCUUAGAUCAGUCUGAAUUUUCACCUGAAUUAUUGGGUUUUUGAUUACCUAGAUUAUGAAUGUUUAAUUUUAACAGAUGAGUGUUUAUAGGGUUGUAAAUAUUAAAAAUUUUUUAACAAAAAGUAAAUAUUAUAAUUCCGUGCCAGGUGUUAACCAAUAUUAGAGUAAGGGUUUUUUUUUAAUGUAUGUUAAUAUUUGUAAAUAGAAUGGUAUAUUUUCAAUCAAUAUUUUGAUAUUUUUCCCCAAAUUGAGCCAAGUUCUAUAUGGCAGUAUAUGCAAUAUUACUGUAAUGAGUGUGCUUUAUAUAGGUUGAUUUAAGUGAUAAAAACACAUCAGUUGCCGAGACAUUUAAUGCAUUCACUUUGUCACCCAAGCAGCAAUGAAUGACAGUUCAUUUAAUAACACUGCACUCUACAUUGUGUUAACAAUCUUAAGUACAAAACAAUAACAAAACAAUAUUCAGAUUAAAGAAAAGCUGUCAUCAGAUAUUUUAUUUUUACAUUGAAUUAGUACCUUGCUUGUAUUUUCUUGAAUAGACUUCACAUUCACACAAGAUAGGCUUAAUGUAUAAAUUGAGCUACAAAAUAAAAAAACUAAUUUGGCUUAAAUCACUAUCUAUCAUUCAAUAUUUAUCUAUUAGACAUGUGAAUUGCUCAUCAUUUUUCCUUUAAUGAAUGGUUCCAUCAUUUUAUCAAUCAUUUUUUUUAGCCAAUCCAAUGCUUUCCCAUAUGGAAAUCGUAAAUUAGCUGAAAUCGGCAAGGAGGUGAGAUAGAGGGCGCUCAAUUUUUCUCAUAGAGAUGCAUUGAUUUAAUGCACCUCUAUGAGAAAAAUUCAGCGUCUCUAUGCAGAGCGUAGAUACGCUAAACAGCAGUGCUGCACACUGUGCAGCUCUACCCCAGGAAGCACCUUUGGUGGUAUUCUGAAGAGUGGCCAUUGGAGGUGUCCCUGGGGGCAAUGUAAACACUACAUUUUCACAGUGUUUGCAUGAAAAUGCCUGAAAGGAAUUAUUAUACUUACCAGAACAACUACAUUAACUAUAGUCCCUUUAAGAAAUAGUGCAACAAAUGCAGAUUUGUUAUCUAUAUUUUAAUGGCUGCUGAUGAGCCAUUAAAAUGAUGACACAAUUACAAUGCCACCUUUCCAGUGUUUUCUGACAACAUAUGUAAAGGGACACUCCACUGCCCAAAUACAAAAUAGAUUUUAAAAACACUGUUUAGAAGAUAUACCCCAAAUAAAAACUUGCAUGCAUUUAAUUAUGUAUUUUUUCAUUUCUAAAAUCUGCUUGUCUGCUGCCUUUGCAAGCUCUUCCCUUCUAACCCCGCCAAGACCUUCUGUGGCUGUCCAAUCACAGACUUCUCAAUAUAGCUCAAUGAGAGGUUUUUGUAAGUCAGUUGCUCUGGGCAAUUGCUGCCUUUUGAAGUCAGCUGGAUCGAGCUAACAAAAUCAGGAAGUAUAAGAACCUGUUGUCUGUUUGAAAGCCAAAAAGGCAUAUCCAGGAUAAUUUAUAACCAUGUCAAUUUCUAUUGAAAUCUGCACUUUUUGCAAAAUAAAAAAAGAGUACACACUCUUUCACACAUAAAGGUUUUUAGCAAGCUAAAGUUGUUUAGGAAUCUGGAGUGACCCUUUAACAUUAUCCGUUUGGCCCAAUACGGUGCUUGAAACAGUCUAACUGUGAUAUCAUAUUUACUGUAGAUACAAUUUACCAACACACCAAUGAAGCAAAUGUUCCCAUAUCAAAUUCAAAAACAAAAAGGGCUUGAAAAGGCAUUAACAAAACUUUUCAAUAAACUAAUGGAUUCCCAAAAACUUAUGAAACUUAAAGGGAUGUUAUAGGUAUUAAACCACUUUAACUUAAAGGGACACUAUAGGCACCCAGAACACUUCAUCUCAUUGAAGUGUUCUGGGUGCGGUGUCCCUGUCCCUUAACUCUGCAAUGGAAAACCUUACGGUUUAAGAGAAGCUGAGAUUUUUACAUUGCAUAGUUUAGACUACGUCUUGUAGCUGUACUCCACACAGCCACCACAGGCACAAGUAUACCUCUGUGAAACUAUGCUGGGUGUCCUCACACUUUGCAUGAUUUAGUCCAGCAUCUUCAAAUUCCCCUUAAGAAUGCAUGGAUUCAUUGCUUUACUAUGGGGAAGGCCUAAUUCCUUGCAUGUGCAUUAGGUUCCCCCAUCGCCAAUGACAGAAGUGUAGGAGAUGGACUUAGGUAAGCUUUUAAAGUGGUAAUUUUUAGUUUUUGUUUUUUUAACCCUUUCAACACCAUGGAGUGGGCAGGGCAAACAUUCAGCCAUGGACAAAGGGACUCUAUAGUGUUGGGAAAUCUUUGUAUUCCGAUUGCUAUAGUGUUCCAUUAAUGAAGCAGUUUUAAAGUACAGAUCAUGCCGCUGCAGUCUCACUGCUCAAUUAUCUGCCAAUCACUUUUGUUUCUGUUUAUGCAUCAAUAGCCACACCUCCCCUUGCUGUGACUCACACAGCCUGUGUGAAUAAUCAGAUGUUAACUAGCUUUAGACAUUUUUAUUUCAUAAACCUUAUUCACACACAGGAGGCUCCUGCAGGGUCUUAAAGGCUAUUAGUAGGAGAAAACAAUUUUUAAAUUAAACAAGUUGUGCAAUAAAAUAAGUUUAAACAUCAGAUCUCUCUUUGCAGGAAGUGUUUAGGGAGACUGUGCAAGUCAAAUGCAGGAAGAUGUUUCUAGGGCUGUAUAAAAAAAAUGAUUUAACUCCUAAAUGGGAGACUGCAGGGGUAUAAUGCAUUAAAGGACCACUAUAGGCACCCAGACCACUUCAGCUCAAUGAAGUGGUCUGGGUACCAGGUCCAUCUGGGAUUAACCCUGCCUGCUGUAAACAUAGCAGUUUCAAAGAAACUGCUAUGUUAACUUUUGGGUUAAUCCAGCCUCUAGUGGCUGUCUCAUUGACAGCUGCUAGAGGCGCUUCCGCGCUUCUCACUGUGAUUUUCACAGUGAGAAGACGCCAGGCUCCAUAGGAAAGCAUUGAGAAUGCUUUCCUAUGAGACUAGCUGAAUGCGUGCAUGGCUCUUGCCACGCAUGCGCAUUCAGCCGAUGACAACCGAAGGAGGAGGAGAGUCCCCAUCACCAAGGGAGCCUGGCGCUGGAGAAAGGUGAGUGUUUAACCCCCUUCCUCCCCCUUCAGCCCGGCGCACAUGCGCACUUUCUUCAUAGGGCGGCAUUCAUACAUUAGAUUGCCUGCAGGGAGCUAUAGAUCAUACCUGAACAACUACAUUAAGCUGUAGUUAUUCAGGUGACUAUAGUGUCCAUUUAAGAUCUUUUUGGAAUUUAUUGUUUUGAAAACAAACACACAAUACCAUUGGACGCUCAGAAACCAUUAUCAGUAGAAAAGAAAUGCAGUACUGAGGCCGGUGCAAUAUGUUUACCAGAAGAAUUGUUUCUUCAGUUCCAAAAUGGUCAAUCAAAAUGCCAGUCAUAUUUUUAGUUUUUAUCUCUAACUAGAAGUGAAUAAAUGGCUGAUUUGGCACUUUUCAUACAAAGAGUGAGAGAAAGAGAGAGAGAGAGAGAGUGUGUGUGUGUGUGUGUGUGUGUAUUGUAAAGCAAUUUCAUAAAUUUUUUUCCUUGUCCACUGUGUAGGUUAGUUUUGUGUCAUAUUUCUACAUCUUUCCCUCUCUCCCACCACACUACUAAUUUCUCUAAAUUUUUUUCUUUUCCUCCAGUUGACCAUCUUUUAUCAGACGUCCUGUUUUGCCAGCCUCAAGCCCCACGUUUUGGCUUGCUGAAAAUGUUUCAUGACGAUCAGAUGUUUACGUAUAAUUUUUCUGAUCACUCAGCAAUCCCUCAAAAAGGAGAGUUCGAGAAGUGGGCUGGCCAGAGCUUUCCAAAUCCUACAAAUAUAUCCUAUGAACUAGAGCUAUGUCAAGCAUUUCUGGAGGUGUUGACUGAAGUACUGGAGAACAUCACACCAGAGGCCAAAGGUCAGACAUUAAAUAAACAUAUAUAUAUAUAUAUAUAGUUAAAUCUGGUACACCUAAUGUGAUACACAGCAAAGAGGGAGGAGGACUAAAACUAAAUAGAUACUAACUAGGAAGAUAGGGUUCCACUAAAACCUAUAUAGAAUAAAGAAAAAGCACUAAAAAGUGGAAAAACACAAAAAAAUGCAAAAGACCUAGGAGCUAAUUAGAUACCUGAGGAAAUAGCCUCACUUCUUCAGAGACAUAUGUCUCUGAAGAAGUGAGGCUAUUUCCUCACGAAACGCGUUAGACCGAAGCAUCUCUUUGAACUGUGCUAGUAACCAGCAUUAGAAGCACCCACUUGCUCAGGACCCUUGGUGAACCUGUGGACUUAGACUAUUCACUGUGCACACCCCCCGGAGUGAGUUCCGUGUUGGGACGCACACAUCGAUCUGCACGCCGUCCUCAACCGGCAGACAGACCACAGAGCACCAGAGCAACAGCUGCCAAGUCAAUCCACAUCCAUCCUGGCUGAUUCCGAGGGUCUGUGAAUAUUUGUGGACUUCAUUGGACUGGUAACAUACAUUUGCACAUGAAUUGACCAUCAUUUUUGAUUAAUUCAUAUUUUAAUCUAUAUUUAUUUUUAAUAAACUGGACUUUGCAUUUCUAUCCAGUUUCUCUCUUUCUACAUUGUAUCCACGCUACAUUAUUUAUUUUAGCACACAGUUCCUCAUACUGUAGUGCUUGUUUUGCAACUUUGUCUAUACAAAGCAUAUUAUUUAAGUAUUAACUAUCUGUUAUCCUGUAUCUUUUCAGGGACAGUAUUUUACUGCACCUUGCACUGUUAGGAGCAUUUAUUUUUAUUUUUUAUUUUUUAUUUUAUUUUAAUCAUUUAUUUUCUCUUAUCUGAUUCAUCCUCUGUUUUUAUAUAUCACAUAUGAUUAAGUUUUAAAAUCUAUCAGUUACAUUUUAGAGUCCUACCUUGUAUAUAUUUUUCUUAAAGGCAUAGUACCCAUUUUUGAGUCCCCUUUUUUAGUCACAUUUUUAUUGUUACAUCCUUGAAGUAUUUUAUACAGAUUCUUUUCCAGCAUUUCAUAUCCGGAUUUUUGAGUCAUAUACUAAUUAGCUCCUAGGUCUUUUGCAUUUUUUAGUGUUUUUCCACUUUUUAGUGCUUUUUCUUUAUAUAUAUAUAUAUAUAUAUAUAUAUUUAUAAACAUAUAUUUUUAGGAAUUCCAAUUGCAUUAUUUUUUUAUUAAUUUAAUAUUGUAUAUUUUAAUGUAAAAUAAUCCAACAAAUAUAUUACUUGUGAAAAUGGAAAAAUACUAAAACUGGGUGGGAAAAUAUUGCAGAGGUAAAAUGCUGGCUUUCAAGUUGCAAUAAACAUGGCAAUUAUUACAACUGCUUGCAGGUUGGCACUGAACGUUUUUAAAAUAGUUAUUUUUGAUGACUUUGGGUCAUAUGGAACUUAUAUAAUUUGGUAAAGAACCACUAUAUGUGCCUCCUUCUGCUGCCCAUGGUAUUGCUGGCAUGUCCACCACCAUUUAUCUUCUUAAUACGGCCUCACCAUGACUGAAGGGGAAUAGCAUUCACCCCCAUUUAUCAUGGCAUAGCCCCCACUCUCUGCCCAAGUGUGUGCCCCAAUAAUUAUCAUUAAACUCCCACCCUUGGCAUACCCCGUUAUACCUUUACAAGGCCCCAAAACUGCUGAAGGGUUGGGGGCUUUAUCUGUUCCGUCUCUAAUUCAUUUCAUUUAAAACUAUUGGGGUGUGAGUGUGAAUAAAACGUUACCAGAGACAGGUCUCCACAAUUUACCAAAAUAAUUAAACAUACCUCCAAACUUUGGUUUGGCUAAAAUCAGGAUGGGGAGGUUUUCUUAGGGACCGUCACCAAUGACACAAGUUGAAUCCCUGGUGAUGCACCAAACUGGGCGUACCAGUAAUCUAGGUGGGUCCACCCACUAGAGGAGCAUGCGGGCUAAUUUUAAAGUUAAUUUAUUAUGCAAAUUGUACUUCAACUGGAUUUUUUGGUGUUCGUGACUCAGAUUGAAAUUUGGUGUUUUGAUAAAUUUGCAAAUCCUACAUUAUCUGUUGAAUUAAGAUAUUAGACACUAUAUUCUUAAUUUUUUUUUUUUAGUGUCAGAUCAAAAUAUAUACAGCAGAGGUACAAAAGUAUCAUAUCGUCUGGAGACAGAUAGAUAAAAAAUUUUAAAAGGGAAGAAAACCAGGGACUGCGAGUAAGCAAUAGAGAAAGAAAUAUCAGACAUCCUACUCUUAUCAUCAUUGCAAGCCACGUCAUAUGGAAUGAGGGCCAAGUAUUCCCUGACAAUAGCAAUCAGACAGUCCAUUAAUUGGUUUUUCACAGCCAGUGUUCUGAAACCCAUAGUUAUGGUUCCAAGGAGGCUAGUGUGAUGUUCCUGUGUGGUUUCUGAGAGUGUGCAUGGAGGCCUUCUACUAGGAGUGACAAGAGAAUACAGAUAACAAUAAAAGCAUCUGUAAGACCACAACCACCAAGUAAAUCAGGUCCACCACAUAGGAAUGUAGGAGCCUUUAUGGCCACAAUUUCUCCAUCAAGGUUUAUUGGUUUUGCCCAUCCUAAACAAUUUUGUGGGGAUGGUGUACCAUUUAAACUCAAUUUUAACCUCUUGUUCCUUUUAGGUGACACAGAUUGAAAUCCUUGAUGUAGGUUCCCUUAUAUCCUUCCGGGUUCCUCCUUCUUAAAUCCCCCCUCGGUCCAACUCCCACUGGUGCACAUAUGUUAAAUUACUCAAGGCCUAACAUUUUAAUCAGUUGAGGUGGUAUAUGUCAGAAAUGAUUGAGCCUUUCUGAACCUCCUUCAUAUAGUUCCUCGAAAAAAGAGAGUUGUCUUUGUUUAUGGUUGGGCAGAUUUUAGAUGGUACUGGACAACUAAAUCAUAUUCUCCCCUGAAACAACUGAAUUUCUGCCUGAUUUGCAGUUAGUAAAUAUGACAGUUGCAAAUCUAGUCACAUUUUGUUUAGUGAAUCGCUAUGAUAUGUUAUUGGUAAUAAUAAAAGUAUCAAAGUAUUUAACCAUAAAAUAUAUAUUUAGCUUUUACCAAUUAAGUACAGUUUCACUAACUCUCACUUGCAUCAACUGUUCCUCUUUUCCCUUCACAGCUGAUACACAAGUGACCGUAUUAACUGCACAUCCGGUCACCGUGGGUUCGCCGAACACGUUAAUUUGCUUCGUUGGUAAUAUGUAUCCGCCUGUGUUAACCAUCACGUGGUAUAAGAAUGAUCAAGAGGUGACAGAAGGGAUAACCUACUCUGGGUACUCUGCAGUGCCAGAUCCUCACUCCCAGACCUUCAGCCGGAACUACCAGACCUUCUCAUACCUAAAUUUCACUCCUCACAGUGACGAUACAUACACCUGCAUUGCGCAUGGUGGAGGACAAAACGCAACUUCAACUGUUAGAUACUGGGGUAAGGACACCACUGGUAUAUUAAGGGGAAACACACAAUCCUAGCUCUGUUCAGUUUGAGUUAAACGUACUGAAAAGUAAUUAACCAAAAGAUGAAUAUUUUAUAAAUACUGACUACUUUGUGCCAUCAGCCCAUUAUUUAUUCAGAUUCGGGUUGUCCACAGAUUGCAAAUGGAGGUGUUAUUUUUCCUUGGGUUUGUGACAUUAAAGUUCUCUUAUCUGGGAGCAAAACAUCAUUUCAUUCAUGCAGACUUCUAGAUUUUAUCUAGAAUACAGAAAUAGGACUAUUAUUAUUAAAUAUAUGACAUUAAAUAAACAUGCAAUAUAUCACCUAUUAAUAAACCCACAUAUGAUAUAGCUAUUUCACUCUGUCAGACUGAACACAGUGAUUUCCUGAAGGUAACAAACAGACCAGGAGAAGGGACAGGACUGGGGAUAUAGAAUGGAUGACACACACACCGCUAACCAGACUAUGUACAAACAAACACUGCUACAUAUACUGCAACCGAGACUGUUACACACACAGUACUAUACAUGCCACUACCAUGACUGUUACACACAAACACACACUUACACACUCUCUGCACAAACACACACAUACACUCUACACAAAUACACACUUACACACGCUCUGCACAAACACACACAUACACUCUACACAAAUACACACUUACACACUCUCUACAGUCACAAACACACACACUUACACACUCUCUACACAGACAGAAACUUACACACACACACAGACACUCUACACAAACACACCAUUACACAGACAGACACACACACACUCUACACAAAGACACUAUUACAAAGACAGACACUUACACACACACACUCUACACAAACACACUAUUACACAGACAUACAUACCUGUACACAUAGACAUUCUCUCAGCCAUUUGCACAUAAGCUGCUACACAUGUACACUCACUACAGGCACACACACACACACACACACACACACUCACUCUAUGUGUGUGUAAACAGCAAUUUUUUAAAUCAUAUUUAAAUGGUCACUUUUAAAAAAACAUAAGUUGUACAGGCGCUAAUGAUGUAUAUCCAGCCCUGGGCGACAUGAGUGCUUUCUUCUUUGCAUUGUGACAUUCUUGGCUUCAGUUAUUUAAGGUGACACUGCCUGAACUCCUUUGGGAAAUGCGGGGAUCACAGCGUCUGUGUGUAAUAUUAUUAAAGACUGUAUGUGGAGCUCGCACACAGGUCACCAUGUUUAUUGUAAUUUCUAGUUGCGGACAGCACCGUCCCAUCUGAUCUACUGGAGAACGUUCUGUGUGGUUUGGGAAUUGGCCUGGGAGUCCUGUUCCUAAUUGUGGGGAUUGUGUUCUUCUACCUGGCUUCUAGAUAAACAAACACUGGUAAGUAGGAAUGCUAUACUGACUCCUUAUUACAAUAUUUAUCCUUUUUUAAAAUAACAGUUUAACAACUAAAUUGUCUCCUCCCAAUAUCUAAUAUAAUAAUAGCUGUAUCUGUAUUGUAUAGCUGUGAACCCUGUAUUUAUCCACUAGAAUUAGACAGGUUCACUAUUUUACAAUAACACAGAGUCUAGCUGCCUUAACAAUAUACCUGUAUGUUUUAUUACAUGUGUACAGUAAUUUAAACCAUAUUAUUGUGACAGGAAGCUGCAAGGUGGAGGUUUGAGGCUAUUUAACAAAAUAUUGUAUGUCAAUGAUGUUUAAUGAUAUAGCAUUCUGGGUAAAAUGUUGUUUAAAGGGACACUCUAACCAACAUACCCAUUACAAACCAUUUAAAAUCAAACCUUUUCCUAGGGCCCCCUUCUCAGUCACAUUGAGAAUGCAAAAUUACUGCUAUAUUUUUUUUUCCACUUGACAAGUUUUAUUGAUUUCAAACAAAUAUAAAUAUACAAUAAGACAAGCCAGCGUAUAGUCAUACAGGUGAUUGAGCGAUAGUUUUUGUUUGUAUCAUACAAUGUUGCAGAUCAAUGUAAUAAAUACCGAGAAUACUCAAAUCCCUUCUGUAUUUUCAAUAUUAAUUCUGUCCAACCUGGAUUCUAUUGGUGGCUGCAAGCGCUUGGUUAACCCUCUCCAGCACUAAUUAUGUGGCGAAAAAGACAGGCAUUUAAACAAACCUGGAGUUUGAUGGCAAAUGGAAAUUGAACUGGACAUUUUAGAGAAAAAUACCCAAAAUGUAAAAAUGGCCAACUUGGCAAUUUUGUUCGAUUUUGCCUGAAAUUUGCAGUUCCAUGAUACAAUCCCAACAAUUCAUGGUUUGUGAAAUAAACCUGAGAGUGACCAUAACCACUUCCAUGUUACUCAUUACAACACAUAGCAGCUUCAUGGUCUUAUAAAGACAAACAAUUCCUGAACAUUUCCCUGAAUUUUGCAUACUCAGAUUACAAAGAAAAAAAAUGUUAAAAAAAAGUUGUAAUACAAUCAAGGUUAUUCACUAUAGUGAGAAUUGCCUGGGUUUCAAAGUGAAUUCAAAGUGAAAUAAGAAAUUUAGGUCCACAUUUAGGUCCACAUUGUCACAUUAGAAAAAUCCUCCAAAUCAGUUCUGUUUUCAGUUUGGGUACUUUGGCCUUACAUUUGAACCGUUUGAAUUCUAGUUUGAAUACCUGCAAUUCUCCUUUUAGUGAAUAUGCUUAAAUAUCAAUGGUUUUAUGUGGACACUGCUAACUGCGUCCUUAUGUAGGUGUGUAAAAAGUGCACGUCUUUUACACUGUAACUCAGCUGAUCUGCAAUACCGUUUCAGCUAUGUUCUUCCUUCUCUAUGCCUUGACGCACUGUAACAAGAUCAUUCUAAGACGUUAAGAAUUAUGUCCUGAAACAUGCACGUAUGGCACUAUUAUUAUAUAAAAGGUAUAAAGCAAACUGUAGAUUAAAAUCUGUAAAUCCAUGCGAUGGUCUUCUGGUAUAAAUAUAGAGGAACAACAGGCAAUUAAAAUGAGGAAGUAACUUAUACAGAGAUGUCAACACCAAACCGCAUGCUUACAGACAUCUGAUUUUGUUUCGAAAGAUCAUCAGCGUGCCAUAAACAAGUUCUGGUUUAUUCACUAAAUAGUACGUUGCAGUAAGUCAGCCUAAUUUUGCAGCAUUUAGGCUCAAAUACCCUGGUUAGAAUCUAUUCCUAGCUCUGCAGUUUUACAUUUUCUUUAAAGGUGGUUAUUUAAUAUAAAUGCCUUAACUUGGGUGUCAACUCAUUAUAACUAGGCAAUUAGUGAAUAAACACUAAGAGUUGGUAAGUGGUGUCCCUUAGGGUUCUAUUUUCGGACCACUUCUAUUUUACAAAUUUAUAAAUGAUCUUGAAAUAGGCAUUGACAGUCAUGUUUCAGUGUUUGCAAAUGACACAAAACUCUGUAAAGUGAUAAGAUGUGAGGAGGAUAUUGCUUUGCUGCAGAGGGAUUUAGAUAGACUGGGGGACUGGGCACUAAAAUGGAAGAUUAAAUUUAAUUUUAAAGUUAUGCACCUUGGCGUAAAGAAUGCACAAGCAAUUUACACCCUAAAUGGGAGUGAAUUAGGGAUAAGAAGACACAAGAUGGAUUUGGGAAUUGUUAUAGACAACAAACUAGGCAACAAUGUGCAAUGUCAAUCAGCAGUGGCCAAGGCCAGUAAGGUUUUGUCAUGUAUGAAAAAGGGCUGAGAAUAUCCUUUUGCUUCAUUAUAAAUCGCUGGUAAGACAUAUUGAAUAUGCUGGGCAAAGUUUGGGCACCUAUUCUAAAGAACAAUAUUAUGGCAAUGGAAGGAGUGCAGAGGUGGGCUACAAAAUUAAUAAAAGGAAUGGAACAUAUCAGCUACGAAGAAUGGUUAACACAUUUGGAUCAACAACAUAAAACUUAUGUAAGGAAGGCUGUACUUGAUGGACACAGGUCUGUUUUCAGCUAUGUAACUAUGUAACUACUAGGUUGUAAUCACUACACAGUGAGCUGUAUCUAGGUGACCUACAAAAUUAACACGACAAAAACCAGGUUGAAAAUAAAUCAGCAUUAAUGAAGAAAUGAAUGUAUUUUCCACAUUGUCUAUUUUGGAUUAAAUACAUUGCAUGUCAGUUCAUCACACUAUACUGAUUAGUGAAAGGGUCACAAGAUUUACCGUCUUCCCCGUAAAGGGUAACUGUAAUGCUAGGUAGAACUUAUGCUCUUUGUAUAGAUUGGGAGAAAAAUUGAUUUAAUAAUGGGUCUUUCUCCCACCUGUCAGGCAGUUAUUCGCCAUAGACUCUGUACACCGGCUGGCAUGCCCAAAAGGUAGAUCCCCAGAUGUUGUAGAACUACACCUCCCAUGAUGCUUUGCAUGCAUUUAGAAUGCUUUUAGAAUGACAAAGCCUCAUGGAGGUUGUAGUUUUAAAACAUCUGGGGUUCUACUUUCUGGGCACCCCUGUUGUAUACUCUGAAUUGAGUGAUUGGGAGAGUAGAAGAGACCGUCCUACAGGAGGAGACCUCCCACAAGCGGUCAUUUUCCUCUCCAAGCAAAGCAAUCACGUUGCAUGCUCUGCAUUUCUUAUGGUAUCCAACUAGCCAAUGCUAUUAGGGAGUAUAGGAAAUGAGUGAAUGAUAUCUGUCUGGUCAGGCAGUGGCAUGCUGGCAAUGAAUCCACCGUGUUGGUGUCACGCAGGAGAAUUGCCCGGUUUGUGGAAUUGUCCCCAUGCAGAGCAAAUAAAAGAAGAGAGGAAUGGAGUAUGGGUGGGCUGGAGGUGGGUGUUACAGAGGCACCUCUCUAUAUAUAUCAUAUGUAAACAAAAACAUCUUAACUCAUUAAUUAAUUUUGUAAUAAGGACAUAGCAGCACUGGAUCAGAGGCGAGGGAAUAUCUCACAAUAUUGCUUUGAUUACAUCAUGUAACUUGAUAUUUGAUGUAUUCAGAGCAUUGGGGGUGAUUUAUGUUAGAAGGAACAUGUCAUAACAGGAUCACUUUAAGUUUGCACGCCAGCCAGGUCGUUAGAGUCUCAACACAUGGAGAGUAAAGAAGCAUUUUACUAAUGGUGCAUAAAUUCUAUCACAAAUCAGAAUUUAGGUGUCACAUCUCCCAGCGUUCUAUCAAAUUUCAUAACUAGCGUUACAUCCCAAACUAUUUUGUGUCUGCUGGGCGAUUUUAGCAUUUUUCUGACUUGUAAGAAACUCUUAACUCAAUGAUUGUCUAGGUGAAGAUAUGUUACUGUAAAAUGAGUUUGAAAGUUUUUACUUCUGCAGGAAAAUCAUGUCAUAUGUUAUUCAGAGAAAUGUUUACACAGAAUUGUGUAUAUUUCUCUCACGUUAGUACAUAGGUUCUGAUAAAUGUGAGAAACAAGGAUAUAAUUUUUAAGAUUCAUUUUAUUUCAGACUUUCUAUCUCUUUGUUAUACUGACAUGUGUUAGAGUUGGAGAUGAAUUCAUUCACAUACAUAGACUGUCUUGCAAUCCCUGCAUCUUCUCUUUGAAGUAGCUGAAUAUCUGUGACAACCAAUGCAUUCAUGGUUCUUCUACCCCAUAGCAGAUUGCAAAACAUUUUAAAUAUGCUGAUAACAUUGUACAUUAACUCAUCUUGUCUCUUUUUACCACUACACAGAUUGAGCCAAUGGGACUUGACAGAACCUCCUAUUUCUAGAUGAGUCAGUGUCCUGGUGACUGUUAUGCCUGAAGGUGUAUUCUCAAUGAUUCUGACCUCAACGGACUAGCCAUUAUCCACUGUUAGCCAACAUCGGAAAUGUUGUACUGGCUUUAUUGACAAACAUGUUCCCGUCCACCAAGCUGCACUGCGUUAUACUUUGGACUUUCACACAAACUGUUAAUGAAUUAAAUGAAGGGUAAAUUAAUUCAGGGAUAAAUUAAAGGUAUUUUAAUUCAAAGCAUUAUGAAAUAAUGAAUAGACCCACACAGUGUGUCUGAAAUGAGCUGAGCUUUUUAGCAGUGAGUUCAUUUUCCCAUUUCCACAUUCUUUGUGUCUUGCUUUACUGCUGAGUAUUUGGGAGAGUGCAUGUGAAGAUGUAAGUGACACUCACAGACUGUAUUGCAGCAGAGAUAAUAUUAGAAAUGUAUAACAUGUGAGAUUAAACUAUGACCCCGAGAAGCAUACAUUAUACAGCAAAAUCUAGUAAAACGCAGCGGUUCUAUGGAGGUUGCCAUACAUCAGGGCAGUAGUUUUCAUGCUGUGGGCCCCAUGCCACCUAAAUUAUCUGCCACGAAAACAUCUGCUUCAGGACUAUAAAAAGCUGAAAAUAAUCCUUUAAUAUGUAUUUUUUAAUAUGUGUCAUAAAAAUUAUUCUCAUCUGGCAAUUAAAGUUAGUACACCAAUUUAGCUUAAAGCAUGUGUUAUAUAUUUUGGGAAUAUCUCUCCAGCAAGGAUACCAAUAAGUGUGACAUUUAUAAGGGACCCAAAGUAAAAACAAAUAAAGUAUGCAUGCCUUGCAAAUAUGUUCUCUCAUUGAUGCAUGUCUUGGUCCAAAACAGGCUGAGAAUUACUACACUAGUAGUUCCUCUUUACUGUGCACAAACCAUUCAUAAGGCUGAUCUUGAUUGACAGAUAAAUAACUGAGAGGUAUCUAUCUAUUAAUUCCUCUGUGUUUAGAAUGUUUAUGAAUUCUAUGUGUAUUUCUGACUCGUGUGCAAAGUGAAAUGUGGGUCUUUACUGAGUGCUUGUGCGCGAAGGUGAUACUGUCGUGUGUGGAUAGAUGGUACUACUACUGAUGUAUGGCUUAUAUGCAAUUUCCAAUUCUUUCAUUUCUAAUAAAAUGGCCUUUGACAACAUUG